This is a messenger RNA of Argentina anserina (silverweed cinquefoil), 1158 nucleotides long. RefSeq names its product DNA replication complex GINS protein SLD5-like. The record is from RefSeq and is a predicted model, not a curated record. NCBI's taxonomy places the organism in Eukaryota, Viridiplantae, Streptophyta, Magnoliopsida, Rosales, Rosaceae. Gene Ontology annotation, cellular component: GINS complex. Gene Ontology annotation, biological process: double-strand break repair via break-induced replication; DNA-templated DNA replication. The transcript is spliced from 6 exons. Bases 323 to 1024 code for a protein of 233 amino acids.
UUAUUGUUUUCAUUUUGUUGAUCAAUUAAAAUAAUUGAUAGUGUAAUCUUAUCUGGGUUUGUGUUUAAUUGAGAAAAUCAAACCAAAUAAUAAUAAAAAAUGAAGCUUUUAUGUUCGGUGCCUGGCUGUUCUAUGUAAAAAUGAAUUCUUGGUGUUCAACUGGUGUUUGGUUUUGAUUAAGAUAGUUUUUAUGAACUAGAGAGAUGUGGGUUUUGUGUUCUAUGAACUAGGAGUCAUACAUUUGAUUGAACCAUUAUACCAAGGUUGAGUUUUGGAACUGAUCAGGAUAUAAAGAAGCAGAUAGUUGGUAAGAUCGGAUCUGAUGGGUGAGAGAGAUGGAGAAGGGUCAGCGGAGGAAUACGAGACGUUGAUUCAGACGACAGAUGUGGAGCUUCUGAAGAAAGCGUGGAGGCAAGAGAAAGCAGCCCCUGAGAUUAUGAAGUUCGAGGCUGAUUUGAUUGCUAGGCUCACCGGACAGAUUGAAUUGGUGGAAGAAAAUGUGGAGCAAGAUGCUCAAUCUGGUAUUGAUCCACUUACUGUAUCACUCUAUCAGAUGGAUCUGGAUAGGACACAGUUCUUGUUGAGAUCUUAUCUCCGAAUUCGGCUGCAGAAGAUUGAGAAAUACAUCUUUCACAUCUUAGCCACUGCUGAAUUGUACAACCGUCUCUCCAAGCAGGAGAAGGCCUUUGCAAAAACCAGGUGUCUUGUUGAUUUGGAGAAGCAUCUUGAAGAGAGUGUUCUGUCAAAAUUGCCUAACAACUACCAGUCUAUAUUCAAGCAAUCCAUGAUCAGUGAAGAGAACGACAUGGUGGCAAAGCCUCAAUUAGACACGUUUGUUGUGUGCAAAACCAAAUACUAUCUUGGACAUAUUCAGCUUGAGGACAAUGAAGAUGGACCAUCAGAUGACAGGGUGAACCAGAGACCUUUGGAGGAACCGUUCGAAAUGGAGCCUGAUGUUUUAUACUUUGUGCGUUAUAAAGCAAUAAAAAGAUUCGUAGAGGAAGGGAGGAUUGAUUUAUUCUGAGCACCGUAGGGGUCAUGAUCUUACAGUAUCUCCAAUUUUCCACCCUAUUGCUUUACAACCUUGUUCUGAAACUAGCGAUUUGUAAGCCGUUGAAGUGAGCUGUUGGGCAACAUUUUUGUAGGUUUAUUUAACGG